AUCAUUGUGCAACACUGGAGCCGAAAAUCUGCCGAGGUUGCUCUAGCUCUUGGCGCUGCACGGUUGCUCUUAUCUCUUAGAUUAAAAGCCUGGAGAAAAGACUGAAUGCAUUCGGAAUAAUAGAAGCAGUGGGGUGAAUCCCCUGCAUUUGCUGAGCGUGAGGAUGGAGGAUUAUGAUUACUUAUUCAAAAUUGUGCUGAUAGGAAAUGCAGGAGUGGGCAAAACCUGCCUCGUCCGACGCUUCACUCAGGUGUGUGGAAUAACUCAUUGCAUUACCUAUAAUAAUGCAACAACACUAGAGGGGCUGUUCCCUCCUGGACAAGGUGCCACCAUUGGAGUUGAUUUCAUGAUUAAAACUGUGGAAAUAAAAGGAGUGAAAGUGAAGCUCCAGAUCUGGGACACGGCCGGGCAGGAGCGGUUCCGCUCAAUUACCCAGAGUUACUACCGCAGUGCCAAUGCCCUUAUUCUCACCUACGACAUCACCUGUGAAGAUUCCUUCCGGUGCCUUCCUGAGUGGCUGAGAGAGAUCGAGCUGUAUGCCAACAACCAAGUAGUGACAAUCUUAGUAGGGAAUAAGAUAGACCUGGCCGAUAAGCGAGAAGUCCAUCGGCAGAGAGCAGAGGAGUUUGCGGAGGCGCAGAGCAUGCUUUAUCUGGAGACCUCUGCCAAAGAAUCGGACAACGUGGAGAAGCUCUUUCUGGAUCUGGCCUGCGAACUGAUCCGCGAGGCCAAGCAAAACACGUUGGACAACAACGAUUCCACUCCCAUGCCUGGAGAAGGGAAAAACAUCAAUUACUUGAGUUGCUGCAGCAUAAACUAGUAGACUUGGCCACUCUGUCUGGCUGAGAGGGCAACAUGGAUUGCAUACAAAGUGGUUGUAUUGUUGGGAACCACUACGUAGUUGCAGUGGUUACUGUUUUCCACUGCUGUUGAAGUCUACUUCUUUUACCCUUCUUAAAUCCCUGGGUAUUUUAAAACAUUUGGGAAAAACACGAUAUCAAGAUGAUGCUGCUUUUAAAGGUGGGUCCGAAGCUCCUAGAUGCUUUUGGCGAGAAAAAAAGGGCCUUGUUACACAAAUAUUCUUGCUGAUAGGUCAGACAAUGAGAUUUUCUAUACUUCUGUACAAUGCAGCAGUUGGGAUUUCCCUGCUGACUUGAGAGCCAAUGUAUUUGUCGAUUUGAAAAAACGAGAAUGUAGGUUUUCAUCAGCAGUCUCAGCCACUUGAAGGACUAGUUCAUCCAAAAAUAAGCAUUCUGUCAUUAUUUACUCACCCUCAUGUUGUUCCAAACCCAUUUGACUGACUUUUUCUGUGGAAUACAAAAGAAGAUGUUUUGAAGAAUGCUCACAAAGCUCUUUUCCAACAGAAAAUAUACAGUGACCAAAGCAGUCCAUGUGACUUGUGAGUUAUAUUCCAAGUCUUCUGAAGCCAUAUGAUGCUUACGGGUUUGGAAUGACAUGAGGGUGAGUAAAGGAUGACGGUUUUUAUUUUAGGGUGAACUGAUUCUUUAAGAACCAUUGCCACAAAAUUCGUCUGUUGGUGUGCACAUUUAUUAUUCGCACAAAAUGCACUUCUUGUUGAUUGCUUGCGAGAUUGUUUGAGGUUGCUUAUGCAUGCAUUUUUUUAAAUGAAGAAGUCAAUAAUGCAAACAAAUAGCCAGCUCCCUUAAAUAAUCUGUGACAGAAAGAUGUGAAGUAAAACCGCCAUUUUAAAUCCUCAUUUAUCAGGUAGUCAGUUUAUAAGAAUAUAAACUCCCCUUACUGCUUGCAUGGAAGUUUGGCUUUGAAGGCCAUGUCAUUUUGAGAAGUCAUAGCAAAAACCCAAUGUGCCACUGCCAUUUGCAUCGUCAUAUAUUACAUAGCACUGGGGAAUCACAUGGAGCACAUGUUUGGGUCAUAUUUCACCCCAAAAUAUCACUCAAACCGGGUCGAUAUAUUGAUCUGGAAGUUUUACUUUUGUUUGUUUCAAGGAUAAUUCUCAGUAGAUUCUCAUUAUUGUAAUACAGUAAUGGGAAUAAUACUGUCCAGACGCAAUUGUUUUUUUUUAUGAUUUUUUAUUAUUU
Messenger RNA from Sinocyclocheilus anshuiensis, 2060 nucleotides. Its product is annotated as ras-related protein Rab-30-like. Gene Ontology annotation, biological process: Rab protein signal transduction. Gene Ontology annotation, molecular function: GTPase activity; GTP binding. The transcript is spliced from 5 exons. Bases 164 to 820 code for a protein of 218 amino acids. NCBI's taxonomy places the organism in Eukaryota, Metazoa, Chordata, Actinopteri, Cypriniformes, Cyprinidae. The record is from RefSeq and is a predicted model, not a curated record.